ACGACAAUCUCAUGACAAUCUUAUAACAUUAACAAAGUUGAGAUUUGCUGAUUAAUCCCUGACUACCUAGAUACCUCGUAGCUACCUGGUACCAUCUUAAAAACGACAGGGGAAGUCGCAAAAGCUUUGGAUUAAGGUUAUAUAGGUACGAACCCGAUGCCAUCUUGCACCCCGAGUAUAUCAUCUUUCAACCAGAGGGAAUGAAUGUGUACAACAACAUACUCAUCCAACCUACCUACCUACCUAUUUAUAUGAAUUCAUCCAUCUGAAUAAUGAAUUGAUAUAGCUAGCUAUCAUCUCAACAAUACCCUGAUACCACAACACAACCGCAACUUCACAUCCCCUCCUAUCUCUUCCAAAUAAUUCAUUGAUUCACUCCUAUCCUCUCCAAUCAACGACAACACUUCGUACUCAUCUCUCAUCAUGUCCUCAAUCCAAGAACUCGAUUUCGAGAAACUUCCAAUCUCCCCUUCAGAACUCUCACAUGCUGCAACCGAAUUUGACAAGGAAUUCGCACCCAUCGUCUCGCCUCCAGAUACACCCGUUCCAGAAUGGGACAAGAAACUCAGUCGAUCUAUUUCACUGGCGCGAAGGCGAUCUUCCAACGGAUAUGGUUGCGACGACCCGGAAAAUCCUGCUAGAGAUUUUGAAGGAGAAGAAGUUGAGAGAGAUCCUUUCGAGGUGAAGUUUGAUGGUGGUGAUAGUGAUCCCAUGUGCCCGAGAAGUAUGGCUCAUGGGAGAAAGUGGUUGGUAGUUAUUAUUGUCAGCGCGAGUUCUUUUUGUGUUACCUGUGCGUCAUCAAUGUAUACCAGUACAUACGCCCAGAUAGAGGAAGAAUUCAAUUGCUCUCGAGAAGUCGCUACCCUUGGACUUUCUAUGUUUAUCCUUGGACUUGGUCUGGGACCCAUGCUGCUCGGACCUCUUUCUGAAUUCUAUGGUCGUCGUCCGAUAUAUCUUUGCUCCUUUUCUUUCUUCUUAAUAUGGCUUAUUCCUUCGGCUGUGGCGCAAAAUAUUCAGACGAUGCUCGUAGCGAGAUUCUUUGCUGGUCUUUCCGGAAGUGCCUUUCUGUCCGUUGCAGGAGGCACGGUGGGAGACUUAUUUAAUCGAGAACAACUCCAAGGUCCUAUGCUACUCUAUACAGCAUCGCCGUUCAUCGGUCCAUCAUUUGGUCCACUGAUCUCUGGAUUCAUUAACCAAUUUUCAUCAUGGCGUUGGACAUUCUACGUUCUGAUCAUCUGGUCAGCGUGCAACUUAACAUUGAUCUUUUCUCUUGUCCCAGAAACUUAUCAUCCGGUUGUCUUGAAGGCCAAAGCUCGUAAAAUUCGAAAGGAGACUGGCGAUGAUCGUUGGUUUGCACCUAAUGAGAGACUCAACAAGUCUAUUCCGAAGACCAUUGGUUAUUCCCUCCUCAGACCCGGUCAAUUGUUAAUUCUUGAGCCCAUGUGUCUCUGCCUUUGCAUAUUUUCUGCCAUCUUGCUUGGUAUCCUCUACUUAUUCUUUGGCGCCUUUCCUCUCGUCUUUGAGGGUAAUCACGGAUUCCAACAAUAUCAAGUUGGAUUGACUUUCCUAGGCUUGUUCAUCGGGAUGCUAAUCGCAGCGGCUACUGACCCUUUCUGGCAUAAGAACUAUGUAAGACUGAUCAAUCAGCGAGAAGAAAUGACGGGCGAAAUUGGUGGGUCCGAACCUGAAUAUCGCCUACCUCCAGCUAUUCUAGGAGCCUGUCUCGUUCCUAUCGGGUUAUUCCUCUUUGCGUGGACAACAUAUUCAUCUGUUCAUUGGGUUUUCCCAAUCAUUGGAUCUGGUAUUUUCGGAAUGGGAACCAUUCUUGUGUUUACUGGUAUCUUUACAUUCCUGGUCGAUGCAUAUCCAUUGUAUGCAGCCAGCGCUCUAGCAGCGAAUAGUUUCAUGAGAAGCAGUUUCGGAGCUAUCUUUCCGCUCUUUGGGAUCCAGAUGUAUCACAAGCUCGGCGAUCAAUGGGCAACCACUCUCCUGGCGUUUUUGACGCUGGUCAUGACGCCUUUCCCCUACCUCUUCUUUAAAUACGGGAAGACCAUCAGAGGACAUAGUCGUUUUGCUACCGCGUGAUGUGUCUCUUCAGCAAUACAUGCAACCGCAGUUAAUAUAAAAUAUGGACAUGGGCUCAUAACCAUUGGAGUUUUUGAUGAAGUACAGAAAGUUUUUCUAAAAAUUUCGAGCGAUUGGGCUAGUUGGUUAGUUUUGCAUUGCAUGGGUGAAUGGAGUUUUGGGAAAAAGGACGGAAGGGAGAAUCGGAGUUUGGUUUUUUUUUUCUUUUCUUCUUUUGUUAAUCUAAAAAGACGUUGCGAGUUAACGUUCACGUUGAAGUUGACAUUUACGUUUACGUCGUUGAUGGUUGCUUGGUUUAUGUUUACCUGUCUACCUAGGUAUCGAUCGAUAUUUAAGAGAUGGACGGAGCAUUUUUAUAAUUCAUGUACUAUAUACCCCCUUAUCAGUUUAUUUACCGGUAUUUGUUUGUUAUCUAUUUAUUUAUGGAUUAUUCAUUCAAAACACUAUCUAAGAGUUCUUUAACAAACGCCAAGAUGAGAAGUUGGAAUUGGAGAUGGAUGGAAAAUUUAGAUGUACCUAUCUAGUUCGGAUGGAGGAUUAAAAGGGAAUGAAUGAUAUGAUGUAGGUAGGUGGGUAAGUGGGUAGCUGGUUAUGGCUACAAAGCGCCAUUUCACUUUCUCUAAGCACGGAA
Botrytis byssoidea is the source of this 2716-nucleotide messenger RNA. RefSeq lists its product as uncharacterized. Lineage: Eukaryota; Fungi; Ascomycota; Leotiomycetes; Helotiales; Sclerotiniaceae. The transcript has 6 exons. The coding region runs from base 424 to 2085 and encodes 553 amino acids. The record is from RefSeq and is a predicted model, not a curated record. Gene Ontology annotation, biological process: transmembrane transport. Gene Ontology annotation, molecular function: transmembrane transporter activity. Gene Ontology annotation, cellular component: membrane.